AUGGCUGACGACGAUGUAAACACACUCAAAAGGCGUCGCGCAACAAUAUUAGGAUCAUGUACGAGGAUACGCAAUUUUGUAGAAGCGGCCGAAUCCGUUACACCGUCCGUAGUGGCUCAAUUUGAGGAACGUAAGAUUAAAUUGGAGAAUUAUUGGACCGAAUAUGACAUCGUACAAACUAAAUUAGAGAUGCAUGACGAAUCCGAAGCAAAUCACCGCGUCACCUUUGAAGACGCGUUCUAUUCCUUGUCGGCCAAAAUUCGCGAAAUGCUCAACAUUUCGACACGCGGUACGGCCAUGGUCGCGCCGGCAUCGUUAGAUGCGAACCGAGCGCAGGAAUUCGAUGGAAUAAAAUUGCCGAAGUUAGACAUUCCUAAAUUUUCCGGAAAAUAUGACGAAUGGUUUUCGUUCUACGAUACCUUCAAAUCAACGGUGCAUGAGAACAAAUCUCUCAGUAACGUUCAAAAAUUGCGUUAUCUAAAGAGCGCUCUUCUUGACAGCGCGCUCAAGCUAAUAAAUUCCUUAGAAAUUUCCGACGCAAAUUACAAGGUGGCGUGGAACUUAUUACAAGAGCGUUAUUGUAACCAACGUGCGAUCGUUCAGGAUCACAUAAGCACGAUCUUAGAUUUAGCAACUAUGAAAAGAGAAAAUGUUAUCGAACUGCGACAAAUCGCAGAUGGCGCAACGACACACAUUCAGGCCCUUCAGGCUCUAAAGCGUCCUACAUCUGAAUGGGAUGAUAUAUUAAUUAUAAUUUUAAGUCGCAAACUUGACGCGCGCACUCUCCGCGAUUGGCGAUUGUCGCUAAAGGGUUCUGAACUGCCUACCUUAAAACAGUUUCUCGGCUUUAUAACACAUCGAUGUCAAACUCUCGAGACGGCUAGCAGACCGGAUGUCAAUUCUCCCAAAUAUGAAAAUACGCAGUCACAAUCCAACACAAAACGUCAGUCUUCGUGUACUGCGACGAUUAAAUUUAAAUGCGGUUUUUGUAAUGGAGAGCAUCUCAUAUAUUAUUGUCAAAAUUUUUUAGCAUUGCCCGUCUCCCAAAGAGUUUCAGAAAUUCGUAAGCGCAAACUGUGCACCAAUUGUCUAAGAUCCAUUGAUCAUUCUUCAAAUAAAUGCCCAUCAAGCAAUUGCAGAGUUUGCAAGGCGAAACACAAUACAUUGCUUCAUCUUGCAACUGCCGAAAUAAAGGAAAAGGAAAAACGCGAUCGCGCUACCGAAAGCGGCGCCGAAACGAGCCCGACCAGCUCUUCGGCUGCCGUAGUCACGCACUCCACACAUUCUCUUGAUAGCAAAUGCGUUAUGCUCUCUACUGCCGUCGUUUAUGCAUAUGAUAGCAAGGGCUCUCGCAAAUCUUGUCGCGUCUUACUGGACAGCGGUUCUCAAGCCAAUUUCAUAUCAAAGGGGUUCUCAGAUGCACUCGGACUUCCAACAAAUUCAAUCGACAUCUCGAUCUCAGGUGUAAACAAAACAGUCACGAGAUCGUCUAAAUCCACAACAGUAUGUUUACAGUCACGUACCAAUGCCUUCAGCAUUUCGAGCGAUUGUAUAAUCACAGAUCAAGUAACGAAUAAACUUCCCGCCUUUACCAUGAAAAGAAGUGCAUUUGAGAUACCGCAAAAUUUGAGAUUGGCUGAUCCGCAGUUCCACAUCUCAUCAGAAAUCGACAUAUUAAUAGGCGCGGAACACUUCUGGGACUUGCUCUGUGUCGGUCAAAUUAGGGCCUCCCCAACACAUCCGACGUUACAAAAAACGCGAUUCGGGUGGAUCUUAGCCGGACGACUGAGCGGCUCACCGACCACCGGACAACGCAUACAAUCAUUUCACGCGACCGUGACCAACACGCAAUUACGCGAUCAAUUAUCGCUUUUCUGGCAAAUCGAGGACGUUGCUGAAAAUCCAAAUAAUCAUACGAUUGAGGAGGCUCAGUGUGAACAACACUUUUUGCAAAACUUAUCUCGAACUCCGCAGGGUAGAUUUGUCGUUAAGCUUCCGUGUAAGGAACCAGGAUUUGACAAACUCGGAGAGUCAAGGGACGUUGCCCUGAAAAGGCUGUAUAGCUUAGAAAGGCGUUUUAGACGCGAUCCCGAAUUAAAAAUUCAAUACUUUCAAUUCUUAAAUGAAUAUUUGGCAUUAGGCCACAUGAUGCAAAUUGACGAACAAUCCGAUGAUAAUUCGAAAUCCUUCUACUUACCUCAUCAUUGCGUCUUCAAGCCCACUCUGGGCUCCAACAAAAUUAGAGUGGUCUUCGACGCUUCGAGCAAAAGCUCUACUGGCACCUCUCUGAAUGAAGUACUAAUGGUGGGUCCAACCGUUCAACAGGAUCUAGUAUCUAUAUUACUCCGAUUCCGCAUUUUUCGUUAUGUUCUCGCGGCGGAUAUCAUUAAAAUGUAUCGGCAGAUAAGGGUGCACCCCUCGCAAACGCGCUACCAACGCAUUCUUUGGCGGGACGAUCCGAAUUCCGACGUCAAGGUUUACGAACUCGUUACGGUUACAUACGGCACGUCUUCCGCUUCUUAUUUGGCCACUCGGUGUCUCAAAUGGCUAGCCGAACGAUACUCAAGCAAAUAUCCGAGUGGCUCUACAUCCGUGGGACGCGAUUUUUAUGUAGAUGAUCUGCUCACGGGAGCCGAUACAAUUGAUCAAGCCAAAAUAAUUCGCGAUGAGGUCAUUAAUUUAUUGCGCUUGGGAGGGUUCGAGCUCAGCAAAUGGGCAUCCAAUUGCCCUGACUUGUUGACGGACCUUAGCAAUCAAAAUAACAAUGUUAUUAUAAUCGACAAGGACUCAGAAUCAUCUCUUUUGGGGGUUCAUUGGAAUCAGACUAAAGAUACACUCCUUUUUUCUUACAAAAAUAGCGACACUCAUGAUACAGUUUCCAAACGAACAAUUCUAUCUGAGGUGGCUCGGUUGUUCGACCCGCUAGGCCUAUUAGGCCCGGUAAUUGUUUUGACUAAACUAAUCUUACAAGAACUCUGGCAAUUGGGCUCUCACUGGGAUGAGUCGGUUCCGCAACACCUCCAUUCGCGCUGGUCGGAACUCAAAUCACAAUUGGCUACUAUCAAUCAGCUCUCCAUUCCGCGCUGCGUUAAAUUCAGUACUGAUCCGCUAUCCAUACAGCUUCAUGGCUUUUGUGAUGCAAGUCAGCGGGCGUAUGGAGCGUGCGUCUAUGUGCGUACGCAAUUCAAAAAAAAUGAAUAUCGUACCGAAUUGUUGACUUCUAAGUCUCGCGUUGCACCGCUCAAGGCUGUAUCUCUGCCGCGCCUUGAACUCUCGGCAGCAUUGUUGCUAGCGCGACUAAUCAAGAAAAUCGGCGCGUCAUUUGACCUGACCAACUUGCAAACAUUUUUAUGGUCAGACUCUACAAUCGUCCUGAACUGGAUAUCCUCACCGUCGCGACAAUGGUCCGUUUUCGUAGCUAAUCGAGUGGGCGAAAUCCAAGGCAUUACGGAUCCAGAACGUUGGCGUCACGUCAAAUCUUCGGACAAUCCUGCCGACAUUUUAUCUCGUGGACUCAAUCCGCGUGAACUAGCAAGUUCAUCAAUAUGGUGGCACGGUCCCACCUUUUUACAACAAAGCAACGAGCUCUGGCCUAACAGUGAAUUCGUUCGCACAACAAAAAACCACCCGGAACAAAGGCAAUGCCAUGCGGCCACCGCCGUUUUCGAAAAUAACGUCGUAGAUGAGUUGCUUAAUAGACACUCAACUCUCAACAAAGCAUGUCGCAUUCUAUCAUAUUGCUUAAGGUUCUCUAAGCCUUAUCGCAAAUUUGCAUCAACCAAUUUCAUAUCUCACCAAGAAACUCAAUCAGCUCUGUGCAUCAUGUGCAAGGUAGUACAAGCUCAGGCGUUCGCAGAGGAACAUAGGGCGUUAUGCAAGGGCAACGUUAUCAACUCUUCAAGCAGCAUUUUGUCCCUCUCUCCAUUCAUAGGUAAAGAUGGAUUAAUUCGAGUGGGCGGAAGGCUAGACAAUUCAGAUUUGAAUUUUGACAUCCGCCAUCCGAUUUUACUACCGCGCAAUCACACAUUAACUAAACGUAUAAUAGAGCAGGAGCAUGUGCGCAAUGCACACGCUGGCACACAAGCCACCAUGGCGGCAGUGAGACAACGAUUCUGGCCAAUCUCGAUGCGAUCAAUUACGCGAAAAAUUAUCAAAAAUUGUGUAACUUGUUUCAAAACAAAUCCUAUUUAUUCGGAGGCCAUAAUGGGUUCACUACCCGCAGGUCGCGUGACCGUUUCAAAACCGUUCUCCCACUGUGGGGUGGACUAUGUCGGUCCCUUUCUGCUACGCGAAUCGAAACGACGCAAUGCCCGUAAUCAUAAGGCCUAUCUGGCCAUUUUCGUGUGCUUCGCGACAAAGGGAGUGCACUUAGAACUCGUUAGCGACCUUACCAGCGAUACCUUUAUUGGCGCACUCAAACGAUUUGUGUCGCGUAAAGGAAAACCAAGUUGUAUGUAUUCCGACAACGGAACCACCUUCGUCGGAGCUCAAAGGCAAUUAAAGGAAUUUUUCGAUUUUCUAAGCAAUGAACAAACUCAAACUAGUGUUCAAUUCUUUUUACGCGACCAGGGAACUUCCUGGAAAUUUAUACCUCCCAACUCUCCGCACUUCGGCGGUUUGUGGGAGGCAGCAGUAAAAUCUGCAAAAUUACAUUUACAUCGAAUAGUCGGAAGAUCGCCUUUGACCUUCGAAGAGUUACAGACAAUAUUUUGUGAAAUAGAGGCGAUUCUGAAUUCGCGUCCGAUUACGCCACUAAGCGCUGAUCCUAACGACUUAGCCUAUUUAACUCCGGGUCAUUUCUUGGUUGGCACCGCCCUGAACAGUUUUCCUUACGAAAAUCUAAUCGAUAUUAAUGAAAACAGGUUGGUGCGUUGGCAGCAAAUCGAGCAAAUGCGGCAACAUUUUUGGCACAGAUGGAGCCGAGAGUACCUGCAUACUCUCCAAGAACGUUCAAAAUGGAAAAUUAAUAAGGGCGAGCAGUUAAAGCUCAAUCAAAUGGUACUAUUGCAAGUACAGGGCCUCGCACCACUCCAGUGGCUACUAGGCCGAGUUGAAGAAAUUCAUCCGGGCGCCGACAAUGUUGUCCGUACCGCUACUAUCCGUACAGCAAGGGGUUUAUAUACUAGACCCCUGUCAAAAAUUGCUAUUUUGCCAUUAGAUUCAUGA
Messenger RNA from Monomorium pharaonis (pharaoh ant), 5166 nucleotides. RefSeq lists its product as uncharacterized. Lineage: Eukaryota; Metazoa; Arthropoda; Insecta; Hymenoptera; Formicidae. The record is from RefSeq and is a predicted model, not a curated record. The transcript has a single exon. Gene Ontology annotation, biological process: DNA integration. The coding region runs from base 1 to 5166 and encodes 1721 amino acids. Gene Ontology annotation, molecular function: nucleic acid binding.